GCGACUUCCCCCACUCCCGUUCAAAGCGAGGACGGCCGACGGGACUGCUGUUGUUCGGGAAGAAAACAGGGAUUUCUGCUUGAAAUAGGGCUCAACCGUGUCCUGCGAGUGCAGUGUGGAAUAGUUUUUGGGCUACCAGAGGUGUGGAGGAACAGGUCGGCGUACUCAAAGUAACCCCAAAAAAAUAAUAAAUAAAACAGCAACAGGAGAAAACUUUGUAGCUAUCAUAACGGGAGGAGCUAAAAGGACUGAUCUGUCCCCCCCCAGUGUCCCAUCUACCAUCCUCCAUCAUCAUCAAGAAGAUGAAUCAGUCGGUGGCAGUGCAGAUGUCAGUCACACUCAGUUAAAUGUUAGUACUACUUGAGCAGAUAUUGCUCGGCUGGCCGAAGAGGAAAAAGAAGAAAGGGGCUGUUCAAGGUGCUGGAAGAUGUCUCUCUGGAUGAUACUGCCUGUUAGCCUCCCAGUUCUGACCAUCACUGGGAUAUGGGUUGUGUAUGCCAUGGCCCUGUACAACCAGCAUGUCUGCCCUGUGGAUAACUGGUUGUACAACCAGUCAUGUGAAGAGGAGCUGUAUUUGCAGAGUGGGCCAACCUUGUGCUGCACACUAGACAAUGUACCUCUCAUCAGUAAAUGUGGGACUCUUCCCCCCGAGAGCUGCUUCUUCAGCCUUAUCUGCAGCACAGGAUCAUUUAUGGUUAUGGUGAUUGUGCUGCUCCGCUAUGCCCACGUCAUUGAAAAGCACCAAAAUUGUGUUCUCAACACGGCGAGUCUCUCCACAGGCUGGAUCUGUGCCGCUGGACUCAUCAUGGUGGGCAACUUCCAGGUGGAUAAUGCCAAAGUUCUCCACUAUGUCGGAGCAGGCAUUGCCUUCCCAACCAGUAUGCUGUUUGUGUGCCUGCAGUCAGCACUGACUUACCGACUGGCCAAGACCCAGGGGGAGUACAACGUGGCCCACCUCCGGCUCUGCAUGACCCUGUUGGCCUUCGUAGCCUUGGUACUCAGUGGUGUGUUUUUCUGUCAGGAGAGCUUCGUCCUGCAACACGCGUCGGCCAUCUUUGAAUGGGUGUUCUGCGUCAUCAUCAUGCUGUUUUACGGGACAUUUGCCUGUGAGUUUGCCAGCAUGUCAGGAGAUACUAUGGCGGUGCUGGCUAGAGGAGGGGCCCUCGGACCUGCUGGGAGAGAACACAAGGUGGAUGCGCUGGGAGGUCCCGGCUCACACUCACAGCCACAUCAACACCAACCUGAAAGCAUGUCCAUACUGUAGCCCGCUGGCACAUCUCGAUGCCACCCAGUUGGCUUGUUUAUUCCUUUCAAACUCCGGUUGUCGGAUUGAGUUUAAUUAUUCAUUUCCAGCCAAAUUUGUCUGAAGCUUUGAAAUGAACCAGGCCAGUGCAGUCGCCUUUCACGGCACAGUGGGUUCUACUAUUUCAACCCCAGGGGUGUAGAUCUACCGCCACAGUGGAGAGCUCCGCUUGUAUUCUCCUCACAUCAGAGCUUGGUGUCUCUAAAGAACUUGUUUGCAUUUUGCACAUGGCACACAAGUGUGAAACCAAAUUUUUUCCCAACUCAGUUCUGUCCCCAGCGACCAGGAGAGGAGUAUUUUGUCAAUCAGAUCAAGAAAAUGUACUGUUCCCCAUGACAUCCUGUAACCUGUCUAAGAAAGUGCCCACUUCAACUGACUGCCGUGAUGCUUUAAUUGUACGUAAGGGAGGAGUGAUGGCUGCUGGACAGCCUAGCUGUAAAGUAGUCAGACAGAGAGAAGCAGAGAGAGAG
This is a messenger RNA of Morone saxatilis (striped sea-bass), 1773 nucleotides long. RefSeq lists its product as uncharacterized. The transcript has 8 exons. The record is from RefSeq and is a predicted model, not a curated record. The coding region runs from base 428 to 1264 and encodes 278 amino acids. Lineage: Eukaryota; Metazoa; Chordata; Actinopteri; Moronidae.